Molecule: messenger RNA, 3542 nt
Organism: Sphaerodactylus townsendi
Lineage: Eukaryota; Metazoa; Chordata; Lepidosauria; Squamata; Sphaerodactylidae
Gene: HS1BP3
Product: HCLS1 binding protein 3
Exons: 7
Coding region: 92-1261 (389 amino acids)
Molecular function (GO): phosphatidylinositol binding
Source: RefSeq, a predicted model, not a curated record
GAAAAGAUCAGCUGACGCGUCUUCCCGGAUCUCCUCCCCAGCUUUGCAAACAGGGAAGCUGCCGCUGCUGCUUUUGCAGGCGGCGGACAGCAUGCAGCAAAGCCCGGCUCGGGCCGUGUUGGUCACCACCAGGCCUGUUCAAAAUGCCCACACCGGGUUAGAUCUGUCUGUUCCAGAGUACCAGGAGAUUCGGGGGAAGAUGAUGUCUGGCCACGUGGAAUAUAAUAUUGUUGUUGUUACUCAACUGGCUGCAUUCAAAUCAUCAAAGCACAAACGGGAAGAUGUCAUUCAGUUUAUGGUCUCGAAGAAAUACAGUGAGAUUGAAGAAUUUUAUCAAAAACUAGUGACAUGUUAUCCACAAUCAUCUUUGCCUCCACUGCCAAGGAAAGUGCUAUUUGUUGGGGAAUCUGACAUUCGAGAGCGAAGAGUUAUGUUCAAUGAAAUCAUGAAAGCCAUUGCCAAGGAAGCAGAUCUAGCAACAAGCCCUGAGUUACUGGAAUUCCUAGGAACCAGAUCUGCUGGUGGGGUUGACUUCAAGGGUAAAAAUCUUCCCGAUAAAGAAGAGGAAGACAAUGAAGCUUUUGAUUUCUUCAGAGAGAAGGGAGUGCCUGAUAUAGUCCCGCAAUUUGAGUCCCUGAAAGAGCGAGAUAUUAAAAGUGCAAAAGAAGAAGAGGAUGAGGAAGAGGAUGGUGAUAUAGACCCUCUUGGCGUGAUCAAAUCUAAAAAGACCAAGAAGCCGUUGCCUUCUCUUGUCAGAGAAAACAAGUCCAAGUUAACCAUUUUUGAUGAAGAAAUGGAUCCAGACGAGGAACUGUUCAGCUCGGCUAAAGAUUUUUCAUUCACUGGCAACAAGAGGAUAUUGUCAGCCAAAGAAAAUCUGAAAUUAUUUGAAGAUCCAGACCUUGGUGGAACGGUAAUGCUCGGUGACUCACUGCUGUUGCCAACAGCUUGUGUGAAGAGAGAGCAUGACCUACCCUCUACCCUUGAUGAGGACACCAGCAAACUGUUGAGUGUGGAAGAGGAUUUUGAGAAAAUGUGGAACUUCAGUGCUAAACCUAAACCUAAACCUAAACCCAAGCCCCAAGUGCCUCCUAAGCCAGCAAUACCAAAGAAGCCAACAACCAGUUCAAAAGUUCCAGUAUCAACAGCCCCCAAGGCAAAGCCAGCAGAAGCUAAGGUUCAAAGCAUGGCAGAGGUGGACAUUCUCAAGUACAUUCAGGAAAAUGAGUCCCUUGGCAGUGAAGAACCGACUCUGUUCUGAAGUGUCUACUGUAGACUCGCCGCUUCAACUUUGAUGAGGCCUUUCUGAGGGACAGCAGGUCCUGAUCAGAGUUUUGGGUUGCCACUUUGCCUGCUGAUCCAAUAGAACAGGUGUUCUGCUCGAGUGGUCCAUAAGCCAUACAUUAAUAAUCAAUGAUGUCUUAUUUUUAGGAGUUUCAAGAGCCUGUGGGAAUUACAUUAAAAUAAGUGCAGGGAAGUUCUCUGUGGCUACACUGCAUAUCAUGGUACUGCCACAUGGUUCAUAUACCAACGCUUUUCACAAACUGAUUACCCGGCUGAGAGGGUAGAUGGCAGAAAGGGAACAGACUAUGAAGUAAGGUGGAUUAAUGGUUCUAAAAUGCGUUUUAAAAAUGGAAAGGGUGGAUUUGUGGCACUAGAACAUAUUUUAACAAGUGGAAAUAGUCAUACUUGUUCCUUUUGGAAGGAGCUACUGGAAAACAGGCAAUAAAAUGCUACUCCCCUCCCCCACCCCCAUGGCUGUGAUUGGUUUUUUUCGUCCCCUGGUUGUAUCCUUAUUGCCAUUUUUCAGACCACAAACUAUGGUGCAGGAAAAGCAAGUUCCAAAAAUACGUGGAUGCAAGUACAGCCACACGAGCAGCAGCAUGUCACUAGUUUCUUCUUCCAACUAGACUUCAUUCUGGUGUAUUCAAAGGUUUCCUGAGUUAGGGCACAGGUUGCCAGGAUGCCUGCAUUCAGGGAAGGGGCUGUGGAAGCUCCCUGUGCACGAUGCCUUGAUCCCAUCUGACACACGAUUCUGGUAUUAAUGUCUUUGUGAUUUUUGUAGCAACAGGUUCCCCAUCCCUGCUGUCGUUAGGAGGUAUGUUUCCUUCAAGAUGCUAGUAUUGUCAUGACUUGAAUCCCCACUUUUGGAAAUUAAUCAGCAGGAUUAGCCAACAGCCAUCUAAAUCUAUUUAUUUAGUUUUCAACAUUUUUGUGAGGUACAAGAUUAUAUUCCUUGAUAAUAGAUAUGUCAUUUCCAGGUCAGUGGGGUGGUGGGGGGGGACCACAAGUUUGGAAGAGAAACAGGGAUAUCAUGUUUUGCAAGGUGAACUGAAUGUGGGUGAGUUGGUGCAAUGUGGAUGGUUUUAAAAUUGACCUUCUGUAUGAACCUGACUUGCGUCUAUCUGGUCCUUCCAGUGUGAGUGCUUUUGGCCUAUAAAAUAUAUACAUUGAAAGCACCAGAUUUAUCAAUAUAGUCAUGUGAAAUAAGAAAGAUCCAUAGGUCCUAAGAAUGCUAUCCUUGAGGACUCUGGGCUCUCUAUUUUCUGUGUUGUAUAAGCCAUCCAAAUAGUGUCUGCCUUCCUUUUUGAUGAAAUGAAAUGGUCUUGAUGAAAUGUUAAGCCAUGGCAAAUACAAUGCUAUAUCUAGGGGGCAGGGGGUCAUUUGACCCAGGCACCAUUCUCUUGGGUCACAUAAGGGGGCACAUUUUGGCCCCUCACAUCUUCCCCUUUCCAUCUCCCAGCCAGCGCCCCGGCCAUACCUAGCAUCUUCCUGCAGGGUCCUGGGCAGCUCCAGCAAGGGCUCCACGUUGGCCACCUCCAUCACGCUCUGCUGCCCUAGAAGCUGCCUCAAUCCAGCCUUUCUGCAGACAACGUGCCCAGCCUGCAGGAGUAUGUUGGGAUGGGUGCCAGCCAAUGUACUUUUACCCCUGCCCAGGGUGACCAUGAAGCCAGCAAUGGUGAUCGCAACCUGAGGGGCAAGGAGGUGAAGGGGGACAAAAGGAGUGCAGUUGGGGGAUGGGUGUGGGGAGGGUUUUUUUUGCAUGCGUAAGCCCUGGGUGCACUUUUGCAUAAGUACGCUACAGAGCAAAUAUUUGCCACGCCUGUGAACUUUCCUUGGUUGCCUAUUAAUGCAGACCUGAAUGAAUGAAUGGAAGACCCCAAAUUUAAAGCACUUUAAAUUGACUGUGUUUAUAAUGCACAGUGGUUAAUGUUUAGUUUCGAACAGAAUAAAAUUAUCUUACAUUAUCAAAAUUAAGUAUAACAAAUGUUUCUGCCAUGAUGCUGCUGUUGGGGGAACUUUGCUUUCCCUUUUUCAGGUGCUGUUAUCAUUUCUGGCUGUGUCCUUGGAGUUCUGUGGCUGGGAAGAGACUCCAGGCUGGACUAUGUGGACUGUCUGCUUCUCAUGUGGGGGUGGGAUUCCUGCACUCAUAUUAUCAAGAGUUUGGUGCAGAACUCUGCCAGAAUUCUCUUUGGUGCAGAACUCUGCCAGAACUCUCUUUCUAUGUUCCUGACAUGUCUUCAAUAAAAGCCUUGAACCAA